Messenger RNA from Lates calcarifer (barramundi perch), 7518 nucleotides. RefSeq names its product potassium voltage-gated channel, shaker-related subfamily, member 1a (gene kcna1a). Gene Ontology annotation, molecular function: protein binding; delayed rectifier potassium channel activity. NCBI's taxonomy places the organism in Eukaryota, Metazoa, Chordata, Actinopteri, Centropomidae. Gene Ontology annotation, biological process: potassium ion transmembrane transport; protein homooligomerization. Gene Ontology annotation, cellular component: membrane; paranode region of axon; dendrite. Bases 950 to 2419 code for a protein of 489 amino acids. The record is from RefSeq and is a predicted model, not a curated record. The transcript is spliced from 2 exons.
CCUCUCCCCUCCUCUCUUUUCGCUCACCUCCCCUGCACUUGCAUGUAAAAAAUGCACAGCAAAACAUGCUUGGCAUUGUCGAGAAAACAUUUGGACCUCGCUGCUGCACCUGACUGUCUCUCAUCUAUCCAUUUUGAUUAUUUUCCUCUCUUUUCCUUGCUGCUGUCCGAGCCGCUCUGAAACACAUUUCUGCCCGUCAUCUUGUCUACUCGCAAAAAGCAGCAGAUUUCUGCUGAUGCAGUGAUGUCUGGAAAUGUCAACUGCUCGCUUGUUGCCCCUUAAUGUAUCUCCCCCCCUGAACUGCAGCGCAAGAUUUUCUCCUGCGGUAUACUGUAAGCUGUUCACACCACCGUGCCGCCGCGCAAGCAACUACCGACGCUGCAGCUUUGCAUUCUUCUCUUUUCGCUCCAUUUCCAUCUCAGGCUCUCCUCACUAGACUCACCUGAUUUCCAUCUUGUUUUAUUUCAGCAUUGCUUCACCGUCUAAAGAUGUUUAGACCUUUGCUUUGACUGUGACGGACACAGUUAGGACGGUGGUGAAUACUCUAAGGCUCUAGGUCCCUUUUUUUAGUAGGUGCAAUGUAAAGUUGCCACAUGACAGCCACUGGUGCCCUGCUGUUGGAUGAUUUUACUCGAGGAUAAGACGCAUUCAAGACCUUUCAAGAUCAACCCACGAGGCAGCAGUAACAACAGCAGCAGAUGCACUGGAGAGCAGCAAUGGUCAAGUCAGCGAGAACCGCAGUGGAGCCGCACUGAGGCAAAGCAGCCAACCAGCCCCCUCGUAUCUGGGGACGUCUCCAACAAUUUAAGGGGUGUGGGAAGCUGAGGAGUGGAAAAUUUCCCCCGGACCUGAAUGCCUGCUCAGUCAGACUAACCAACAUCCCAACACAACUCCUCCUCCUCUUCCUCUUCCUCUUCCACCUCCUCCUCCUCCUCCUCCUCCCCCCAAAAUGACCGUGGUAGCGGGAGAUAACAUGGACGAGACCUCGGCUGUGCCUGGCCACCCUCAGGACACCUAUCCUCCAGACCACAAUGACCACGAAUGCUGCGAGAGGGUGGUCAUCAACAUAGCCGGUCUCCGCUUUGAGACGCAGUUGAAAACUCUCUCCCAGUUUCCAGAGACGUUGCUCGGCAACCCCAAAAAGCGGAUGCGGUACUUUGACCCCCUGAGAAACGAAUACUUCUUUGACAGAAACCGCCCCAGCUUUGAUGCCAUCCUCUAUUAUUACCAGUCUGGGGGUCGGCUGAGAAGACCAGUGAACGUCCCUUUGGAUAUGUUCUCAGAAGAAAUUAAAUUUUACGAGCUGGGAGUGGAGGCGAUGGAGAAGUUUCGUGAGGAUGAGGGUUUCAUCAGGGAGGAAGAGCGCCCUUUACCUGAGAGGGAGUUCCAGCGUCAGAUUUGGCUCCUCUUUGAGCACCCAGAAAGCUCAGGUACCGCCAGAGGGAUCGCCAUAGUGUCUGUGAUGGUGAUCCUGAUUUCAAUAGUCAUUUUUUGUUUAGAGACUUUACCACAGCUGAAAGAGGACCCAACAGCUCGAAUAGUGGGGAACUCUACUAUUUAUUACAAGCCAAAUAUCCUCACUGACCCCUUCUUCGUCAUUGAGACACUCUGUAUAAUCUGGUUCUCGUUUGAGUUGAUAGUACGCUUUCUGGCGUGCCCAAGUAAACCGGCCUUCUUCAAGAACAUGAUGAACAUGAUCGACAUAGUGGCUAUCAUCCCUUACUUCAUUACACUUGGCACCGAGCUGGCUGAAGACCCAGACAAUGAAGGGGUGGGGGAGCAGGCAACAUCUCUGGCCAUACUCAGGGUAAUCCGUCUGGUCAGGGUGUUUAGGAUCUUCAAGCUGUCACGACACUCCAAAGGACUUCAGAUUUUGGGGCAGACCCUCAAGGCCAGCAUGCGAGAGCUGGGAUUGCUGAUCUUCUUUCUGUUCAUUGGAGUCAUCUUGUUCUCCAGUGCUGUCUACUUUGCAGAGGCAGAGGAGCACGGAUCCUAUUUUGGCAGCAUCCCGGAUGCAUUUUGGUGGGCUGUUGUGUCUAUGACAACUGUGGGCUAUGGGGACAUGGUCCCGGUCACUAUAGGAGGCAAGAUUGUGGGAUCUCUGUGCGCCAUCGCCGGAGUGUUGACAAUUGCACUCCCAGUGCCUGUCAUUGUGUCCAACUUCAACUACUUCUACCACAGGGAGACUGAGGGAGAAGAGCAGGCCCAGCUGCUCAACGUCAGUAAUCCCAACAUCCCCUCUGAAACCAACUCCAGUCGCCGUAGUUCAUCCACCGUCAGCAAGUCAGAGUACAUGGAGAUUGAUGGAGACAUAAACAAUAGCAUCGACAACUUUAGGGAGGCAAACCUCAGAACUGGCAAUUGCACUAUAGCCAACCAAAACUGUGUAAAUAAAAGCAAGCUGCUAACAGAUGUUUAAACACUACUUAGGAACUUUGGGAUCUCUAUGGGACUGUCAUAUGUGGAGUAGACCAUCAGUUAGGAAAGCUUCAUUUACCUCCCCAUAGCGCUCUAUGGCAUUAGGCCUACAACUAUGCUCAGCUAUAUAGAAAGGAAACAGAAAAAAACAAAGCUGUUAGAGUAUAUGACAGGUAGAUAGAAUAAUUAAUUCUUCUGAUCCUACAAAUAUAUAGGUAUAUCAAAAAUAAAACAUCAAUUACUACGCAUAUACAUGGCUCCCUGGAGGAUGCAGAGCACACGCUGUCUUAUCAGACGAUGGCGUGAUAAUUAAAAUCUUAUGCAUGGAGUACAGAUAACAUUUCAGCAAGUUGCACAAUGCACCAGAAAAGUCUGCAGAGACAUGCAAGCAUCUGCAGCCAAGUGGUAAGCGCCAAGAAGUUAGAUGACCCCCCCCCCCCACCCCAUUCUCUCUCCUCUCUCCCUACAGAGGAUCUACUAUUCAGCAAAGCACCUUAUAGGAGGAAGACUGAUCUCUCUUGUUUGGAUGUAAACAGAUGGUGAUCUUACUCGCUUCACGGACAUCCGCAAUGCUGCUGUUUUCCAGCAGAUGCUGUGAUUGUGAUAUCACCAAGUGAUUCAAUGCCAUGCCCUUUAGAUGCAACACAGCACAAUGAUAAAGUGAGCUUCACACGAGCAUGAUAAGAGACUUCCCAUUUUGAUAUCGGCAUGCAUGAGACAUAUCUCACAUAAUGGAAAGGAUGUUCUUUUGGAUAUCUGCCUCCAUCCCCCUCCUUCUCAUCUGUUUUCAUACUGAGUGCACUGGAUGAGUUUUUAAUUUGAAAUGCUAAUCAUUUAGAAGUAUAGAAAUUGAAUGUUAAAUCUUAAGGGAACAGAACAUAAAUGAGAUCAUAGCAUGAAAAAAUUAACCUGCAUUAUGGUCUAUUGACUAAGGUACUUUUGUAUCAUGGUAUAUUUAAUGCAUGACACGAGUAUACAGCUUGUUGCAAUUCAGGCACUCUGCAGUGCCCUAUUGUCAGGGAAACUAAGGAAAUCAAAUUCUGGAUGUUUCUGAAUUGCGAUCAAAUAUAUCCAAACCCACCUUGAGGAUGCAGAGUUUCUAAUUUAAAAGUAGACAAAGAAACUGAAUAAAUAUUAUCAAAAAUGCAUAUAAUCAUAAUAAGCACCAAUUACAGUAUUACGUCAAUAGUGCAGUGCAUGGACCUUCUUUGAACAAGAAAAGUUAACAUAUUAUUAGUCAUGCUUCCAUCUCCAUGUCCAAUUUUAGUCCAUUUUUUUUUUCGGAAUCCACUGAAAAAGAUCGUUACCAAAUUUCACUUCAUAUCACAGAGAAUUAUUCUGACAUUAGUUGCUAGUGCCUUUAUCCCUUUCACCAACAGGACCAGUGAAAGUGCCUCUGUGUACAAUGGUAUUUGUGAGGUUGAGCGGAGCUGGUUUACCUUCUGUUUUAGUGUCGGUACACUGUUGGUUAUGAUGUUAAUGAAUGCCAGAUAAGCAAGGUAGAAAUAGCAGAUGAUUGUGGUCAAAAAAAUAGGAAAAAAAAGAAAAAAAGAUGAUCCAUGGCUGUCAUGCACAACCCAGUUUCCAUGCACUUAAUUAUGCCCUUAAGCAGCAAUGUAUUGUACUCUGCAUGUUUACCAAUCCAAUUCAAAAGGGAAUAUUCAUCGGUUUUCAACAUAUUUUAUUUAUGUCUGUUGUUUUUGUUCAUGCACCAUGCAUCCUUUCAGGGUCUCUACCUCAGUGAGGUCAUUGCAAACUUGCUGCUGAGCUGCAAGCUUCAAUGCAGGGCUUCCUAUACCAUAAUGCAAAAUGGAACCUUAAGUGUAAACUGCAGUCAUGCAAUAUUGAAUGUGAGAGUCCCAAAGCAUAGCCUUUACACAAGCACUUAGGACAAAUAGUGAAUACCAGAAUCCCGCUCCUUUUGUUCACUUAAAGCUACGCACAAUCAGAACAUUCAUCUAGAGAGUGUUUAUAGAGAUUGCUUGACUCUCCGAACAGGAUGAGAUUGACUGUUUUAUAUGUUAGUUUCUUUGAAACAAUGGUAUAAAAAGUUACCGUUGUGUCACAGAAGCACACCUUAAUGUGUUUCAAUGCGUGUUUAGGAGAGAGCAGAGAAGUUUGAUGUAGUUUUUAAAUCUGACAUACUGCAAUCCUUGGGCAUUAUGAUGCACACCAAAGUGCAGCCCGUCUUUUUGCACAGUCAUUUUGUUCUGUUGCUUGAACCAUUUUUGCUAGUUAGAUAUUUUUCUUUUUCCACUGUGCUUGCUCAUAUGUAGUGCAUUGUUUCUCAGCACAUUGUCCCGAACAGGCAGAUAGAUUGGGACAAAUUUUAAUGACUACUUGAAAAUCUCCAGCUACUGUACAUCAAUCUACACUCAGUAUUGAGAUGAAUUCAUUCAAAUGAUCGUAAGAUUUUGUACUGUAUGCUUUUUUGUUUUUUCAAUUUAGCACUCUCCUGACAAGGUCCUGUGAAAAAAAGCUCCACUGCAGUGCUACUUGAAUGUCAUAGUUGUUUCUGUUGGUGCAAUGGCUAUCCUUUGUGGUGCUAGUACAGGACUACCAUUGUUGUCUUGUUACCAUCACAUGUUAUCUGAGGCUGAAGCCGUCAUUAAUUGUUUUGGGCAAGACUUUUUCCAUUCUAUGACUCUUGUUCCUAACUGUUUUGUUAUUGGUGGCUGGUUGGUUAGUUUAGGGCAGUGUUUGUUAUUUUAUUUGGAACUGAUCUUUGUACUGUACUGCUGAAGAGUGUCUGCCUCAGGCAAGGUAAAUAUUCAAGAGCCUUGCUAGAUGUAAGUAACUUAUCAUGAGAGCAAAAAAGACACAUUUGUGUCAGGGAUCUUCAACUUGUAUAGGGUUUCUCACACAGAAGGACACCAAUAAUACCCAAUACCAUAUAUUUAAUACUAUAUAUAGGAUGAUACAAGGAAAUUAUAGUCAUCUCAUAAAUGCAGCUAUCAGAAAAUUGUUCGCUUUGGUCACGAGUUUCUCAAUUGACUGAUGCUUGAAAGUAGUGAUGUGUGUAACAUGUCCUGCAUGCAACAGUUCAACGUGAGUUGAAGAAAAAACAAAUGACACCCCUCACAUUAGCAGUACUGUUGCUACUUGCGCUGUGAGGGCAUGUAUGGAUGGUGCUAUGCAUUCAGUUACCCAACAGAAACAUGCAUUCUUAACAGCAAUAGAAUAACAGAUAACCUGUUUCUUAGAUGCUUUUUUGUAAAAAACAAAACAAAACAAGGAAAAAACAAAUCUAUUUUGAAUGUCAGAGGAACUGCGAUGACUUGACAGAUACUCACAACAGGGCUGUUUAUGUACCAACCUCUUACCCUCUGUUUUGUGAUUUUGUAAGGUCAGUGUAGGAGAUGACAUUUUGUUGAGAGAAACCCGUUAAAAAAAUACAAUAAAAGUCCAAAUAUAGGCUUUGUAAUAGUGGCAGUCCCCAUUAACCACCCAGGUCGGACUCGAGUUGUUUUGCAGUCAGGAACAAAGGCUGAACCUUAUAAGACAGUCCCAAAGGAACAGCCCAUAAUGCACUUAGAGAGAAGAUCUAUCAGUGCACUGGACUGAUCAGCUGUGUGAGUGAAAGUCAGAGAAGGUGCCUAAAUUGUUUUUACAUAUUCAUUUGUUUCGCUUACUGUCAGAUGUUAUGCUUCCGCAAACAAACUCAAAUGAGAAGAUCUUUAAAAAAUGACAUUAAUUAAUUAAACUAAGAAAAAAAAAACAUGAAAUGUCAUGAGAACAAAAUGCAAUUUAGCUACAGUAAGAUAGAGAAAAGUAACCACUAUAUACUGCAAUUACGUAUGAAAAACAAUUUUAAUGUGUGUUUUUAUUUUCCUUUUGUUUUGGAGGCACUGUAACAUGACUGAUUUAGGAAGAACAUGCCAUAUACUGGAAUAUCAAAGACAAUAUGUUCCUCUGGCAAGCCAUGAUAAUGAAACUACUGUAUUAUGAUCAAUUGCUAUACACUAAAUGAUAUGGACAAGAAGUGUACUAUUAUAAAAAAAAAACAUAUGGUUUGUCUUUUUGGUUUCAAGAGAAAAAAAACAGGAUUCAUUCAAACACCAUGUUCACAUUUUUUCCAAUCUCCACUGCUGAACCUACUGCUAUAAUGUAUCUCUACAGAAACCUACUGAUCGCAAAAAACUGCAUGGUCGAUGGAAGACUGCAUGAGCUUUGCCUUUCAAACUGUGGAUCAACUAUAAUACGGUUGCAUCAUUUUAAAAAAGAAACCCUUGCUUUCAUCUGCACCAAGGCUUCGUGUGAAAGGCCCUGUUCAGAAGUUGUCCUGAAACGUGUCCUCUGCUGGAUUUCUUUAAAAAAAAAAAAAAAAAAAAGCACCUUAGCGCUGACCUCAUCACUAAAACGACGUCAGGUAUCUGAGCCGUACUCGGCGUCUGUGCGUGAUGUUCAGGUUGUGCUCGCUUAGGCUCUGAAUGUGAGCAAGGACAUUAAGGGCUAGUUUCUCAAAACUCUAUCUCUAUUCUAGGACUGAAACGCUUGCUCAAGUGACAUUUUUCGCCCGUUCUUAUCUCAGUCUAGACUGUAGUGAUACUGUGUUGUGGGAAACAUGCCUGUCAUGUCUAAACAGGGCCUGUGCCGCCACACACCCUCCUCUGUACCACAUUGGUUUUAAGGCGUUCUUGUUUGCUAAAGGUCUCGAUACUGGACUGCUUUCUGCCUGCUGAGGAGGCACUGAACAGGAUCAAAUGCUGGGAUUAUUGUGUACCUCACAUGCCAAAGGUGACUUUCAAUGAAAAGAUCUGGUUUGUGUUUGAAGUGUGAUGGCUAUGAGUUUGUCUUCUCUGUCAGGAACGCACAUUUAAUUGCUAGUAGCGACGUUUCGGAGCAAAAAUUCGCUAAUAGGACUGUUGAACUCUUCUGCUCUUCUUCUUUUCAUCCACAAGCAAACCAAACUCUGAUUGUGUUAUCUAAUCCAGCCGUCAUUGUCAUGUUGCGUUUACCGAGGAUUAUGCUACAAUGUGUUCAGUUUGUCAGAUGAUGACAAAGGCAUGGUCUGUGAUCUAUGCAAGGGUUAUUUGUGUUUCUUUUCUUAUAUCACUUAUGAUUUCAUCUUACAUUAACUUCAAUAAAUUUUUAAGGAUC